Molecule: messenger RNA, 1832 nt
Organism: Betta splendens (Siamese fighting fish)
Lineage: Eukaryota; Metazoa; Chordata; Actinopteri; Anabantiformes; Osphronemidae
Gene: polr3glb
Product: RNA polymerase III subunit GL b
Exons: 8
Coding region: 63-857 (264 amino acids)
Biological process (GO): transcription by RNA polymerase III
Cellular component (GO): RNA polymerase III complex
Source: RefSeq, a predicted model, not a curated record
CCUAAAUAUAACAGAAGAAGAAAAUAAAAAAUGGCGGCAGCGCGGUGGGUGUUUAAACUAAGAUGAUUCUCUGGGAACAGACUCGAGCAGCGUUUCUCUGUCUGCGCAGAGCACAAGGACGUGGACGGUCCAUCCUCAGAAACCCAGAGACGCGGGCUGACGACUCGUGUUUCUUGUUUCUGAAGAGCGAGGUGAUGGCGGGUCAUGGUCGGAGGACACUGAGUUUUAAUGUGGACUCUGUCGGGAUUAACAGAGGGGACAGUUUCCCUCCAUCCCUGCAGCAGCCCACGCCUCUGUUCCCUGUAAUGGAGCAGAAGCCCCUCCCCCUGGCAGCUGGGGAGGAGGCCGAGUAUCUGCUGGCCCUCAAACAGGAGUUCAGAGGAGCCAUGAGGAGCCUGCCCUCCUUCAUCCAGCCAGCUGCUAAACACAGAGAUGUGGAGCGGUACUCUGAUAAAUACCACAGCAGUGAGCAGAGCGAGCGUCUGGUGAUCUGGACUCCAGACUGGAAGAGAUUCCCCAGAGAACUUGGAAUCCAUAUGAGAAAACCUCCCAGAGACGGCGUCUCUGUGUCGGUCAGUCACUCCACCAAAGUCCAGUCGAGUCAGAAGAAGAAGACGGUCAAAGAGAAAAAGGAAGUUCUGCUCAAACUGGAGAGUCUGGAGAAGAAAGAGGAGCAGCAGAGCUCAGAGGAGGAGGGGGAAGAGAAGAAGAAGCAGGAGGAAGAGGAGGCUGAAGGCGAGGAAGAGUAUGAUGAAGAAGAGUUUGAGGAGGAGACUGACUACAUCAUGUCCUACUUUGACAAUGGGGAGGAAUUUGGAGGAGACAGUGACGACAACAUGGAUGAGGCCAUUUACUGAAAUGAGAUGAUUUUUGAUCAAGCUUUUAAACCCAAACCAGAGAGCGUCAGAACCUGGUUCUAUCUGGUCCCCUGGAGACUUGUCUACAUUUGUAUAACUUUUAAUCAAAAAUAACCAACUUUUUAGCAGACCUGCAUUUCUUACAAGAUUUUAUGAUUUUUCACUGAAGACUUGGUUCUGUGCAUUUUACUGUUGUUUGUAGAAACGAGUAUAAAUGUCUGUGCUCACAUCUCCUUCAGUUCAGAGGAGACUUUGGCAGCAGGUCCAGUCUCUGCUGCCCUUUGUUUUUUUCUGGCUGGGUUUUAUUUCAUUCCAGAGUCAGAAAAGAGUAAAGCCAGGACAAAUCUUAUUGUCAGUUCGGACCCCGGCCUCAAACAGAUCUUGGUCCAGGACAGUGAGGUCACUGGAUCCUGAGUAGUUACCCUAACAUUCCACAGGAACUGAAGUCUGAACUGUGGACAGGAAGUGAACCAUCCAGUCCAAAGGAACCAUGUCUCUGCCUGCUGCUGUAACCUGAACCCAGACCUUCUGAAUACAGAUGCAGUUCCACAUCCGUCCACGGGAGGGCAGACCUGCUCCAAAGUCCUCAACCCCAACAGGCCUGGUGCUGGUUCUGUUCUGUCAGCAAGUGCUGAUUUGCAGGGCUCCUAGCCCACAGUGUUAUUGUUCUGGAUCGUGUUAGAACUCACUAGAACCAGACACAUCACUUCCUGCUUGUGACAGAUUCUUGCACUUAAGUAAUUUCUUGUUUCUGUGUUGAACAUGGUGAUGUGCAUCAUCUGUAACUGUGGCACUGCCGUGUUUGUUUCCUGCACACAAACCAGUAAGAACUAAGGUUCUGUGAACUCUUUGGAACACAGGAACCAGGACACGAUGAAGACCUCAGUCAGCAGCAGUAGAGAAAGUUCAUUUCCUGCUUUUUAAGUUCACAGUCGCACUUCAGUUGUUCAAAGAAUAAACCAGGUUCAUGAGUCA